GGAAAAAGAAAUGAAAAGUAUCCCACCAUCCCCAUUAAUUUAAGAGAAAAGACUCAAGAAGAAUAAGUCUAAGAUGUUCAAGUCAAAUGAAUGGAGGUUUCCACGAAAUGUGGUAAACGAAAAUCAUAAAUAAACAAUCACUAAUACUAACUGGUUACUUAUAUUAUAUAUAGAGAAGGAAGUUAGUAAGAUUGUUGAGCAGUGCUUUAAAGCAAAAAGAGGCUAAAUUUCAGUCAACGGAGUUGUUGAUUUCAUUUCUUGAUUUAUUUGAAGCUCAGAAUCAUGUCUGAUAUCCUUAAAGAUGCUUGGAAAAAAUAUCUAACUGGACUGCAACUCCAUCCUCUUAGAACCAAGGCAAUCACUGCUGGAGUUUUAGUUGGAUGCAGUGAUGUAAUUGCCCAGAAGAUUUCUGGGGUCAAAAGGCUUCAGUUCAGAAGGAUACUUCUUCUAAUGCUCUAUGGAUUUGCAUAUUCAGGACCCUUUGGGCAUUUCUUGCAUAAAUUGAUGGAUAUCAUAUUUCAAGGGAAGAAGGGUAACACAACAGUUGCUAAAAAGGUUUUGUUGGAACAGUUGACCUCAUCUCCUUGGAACAACUUCUUUUUUAUGAUGUACUAUGGCUUGGUUGUUGAAGGAAGGCCAUGGGGUCUUGUGAAAAACAAGGUUCGGAAGGACUAUCCCUCUAUACAGCUGACUGCAUGGAAGUUUUGGCCAAUUGUUGGCUGGAUCAACUACCAGUACAUGCCCCUGCAGUUCCGUGUUCUAUUCCACAGCUUUGUUGCUUCAUGCUGGGCAAUUUUCCUGAAUUUGAAGGCUAGAUCAAUAACAGCUAAGAAGGACUGAAGCUUAUGAAGGGUUCAUUUGCAUUUUCUCUCCUUUGUCAGUGGUAGUCAAGUUUUGACUUUGACAGUCGUUGUAAUUCUAGUCAGCAGAUUCUUCAA
Messenger RNA from Lycium ferocissimum, 938 nucleotides. Its product is annotated as peroxisomal membrane protein PMP22. The transcript is spliced from 7 exons. The record is from RefSeq and is a predicted model, not a curated record. The coding region runs from base 283 to 840 and encodes 185 amino acids. NCBI's taxonomy places the organism in Eukaryota, Viridiplantae, Streptophyta, Magnoliopsida, Solanales, Solanaceae. Gene Ontology annotation, cellular component: membrane; cytoplasm.